GAAUCAGGUCGCUUCCGCUGUGUGGCUCAUGUGUGUUGUUUAUGGAUCGAUUCAACAGGGUUUGCAGUCAAAAGGACUCGUCCAGGUACCUUAAAUCAUGAAGCAGCUGCCUCCGGAUACUGUUCGGCUGUUGUCCAGCUCCCAGGUCAUCACCUCUGUAGUGAACGUUGUGAAAGAACUGAUGGAAAAUUCCCUGGAUGCUGGGUCUUCGAACAUUGACGUUAAACUGGAGAACUACGGUUUGGACCGAAUAGAAGUGCGUGACAACGGCCAUGGAAUCAAAGCUGAAGAUACUCCUGUUAUGGCCGUGACACACUUCACUUCAAAGAUCUGUAGCAAUGAGGACCUGGAGCGACUGGAGACAUACGGCUUCAGAGGAGAGGCGCUGGGCUCCAUCUGUUCUAUGGCCGAGGUCGCUGUCAUCACAAAGACAGAGGAGGAUGACAUCAGCACCCAGUACACGCUUAACUUCACAGGGGGGAUUGUCUCUCAGAAGCCGUCUCACUUAGGUCAAGGCACAACAGUGAGUGCACUCAAGCUUUUCAAGAACAUUCCAGUGAGACGGCAAUACUACUCCUCUACCAAGAAGUGCAAGGAGGAACUGAAGAAAAUACAGGACCUGCUGAUGGCCUACGCCAUUAUAAAACCGGACUUGAGGCUCACACUCAUUCACAAUAAGGUGGUGGUUUGGCAGAAGGCCAUGGUGGCCGAUCACAGAAGUGCCCUCCUUGCUACUCUGGGGGCCAGCACCGUUGCCAACCUGCUACCUUGCCACCAUCACCAAGAGCAACCAGAGAUUGUUUUAGAAGGCUUUUUUCCAAAACCCGGAGCGGACUACUCUUCUACAAGCUCAUCUAACCCUGACAAAACAUUUAUAUUUGUCAACAACCGGCCUGUCCACCAAAAGGAUAUAAUGAAGUUGCUACGUCAACACUACACUGCCCAGUAUCCGGAUGACCCAGUCCGAAACCGCUAUCCCACCGCCAUGCUUAAAAUUACGGUUCCACCAUCCACAGUCGAUGUCAAUCUGACGCCGGACAAGACCCAGGUUCUUCUUCAUAACAAGGACGCUGUGCUGACUGCAGUAGAUGCAUUGCUGGUUUCUCUCUAUGGCUAUCGGUCCGAUGGUGACCCCCCAGCUGAGAAACAGCUCAGCCAUGAGACAUCCCCAUCAACACCUAGUACUUUGGAGACUGAUGCUUCACGACCGGACGAUGAACAAAGUGUAGAGAGGGAUGACAGUCUCACCAACUUCCUCAACAAUGCACCUGAACACGGUGACUCUGCUCUGUCAACAGCAAUAAGCACUGAUGCUUCACUAGACCGCCGGGCCUCAAACGGCAGCUCUUCAUCCUCCGUAGCAGAGGACUGGUUUGUCAACCAGUUCCCAGCCGGGCUUCUCUAUGACGAUGAGACCGCUCAGAGCUGCCCUAAGAUAGCAGGAACGGGUUCAGCAGAGAGACUAGAGGACAAUGCUGUGUCAGCCGCAAACUCAAACAAAAAACAGAUAUCAGCUGAAGACUGGAGCCGGGGGACGGCUUUGACCGACCCUGUAUCGCGAGAGCCCCUGCAGCCCGUCAAAAUCCAUCAACCUUCAAAGAGCAGUCAUUUUGACACCGAUGAGAUCAAGAGUCAGAGCAGCUCAAACAAAAAGAUGCUCAACGCCAUAACAGAGAAGCGGGCUGCGCUGACGGCCUACGACCUGAUCAGCAACCGUGCCACGAGGGCACCGCUGUCUCCCGCCGCCUUGUUCGAGAAGGAGGCCAGAGUACAGGUCCUCAGGGAGAAACCCUCAGCCAGCCUGCAGGAUAUCAGCGACGCCGUUCACGAGAGGUGGAAAAAUCUGAGGGAGGAAGACCGUAAGAAGUAUGAGGAGAAGGCAAAAAAACACAUGGAACACCACGACCAAAGGACCAAGUUGGCCUCAGCUGAAGGCCCCAGAGAGACGAGUGUGAGCAACCCAAGGGGCCAAGCACAGGGCCAGAAACGCAAGGCCCCACUGUCCAACCAGCAGCUGCUGGACCAGCUCUUCUCUGCACAGCCCCAAAAGAAGACGAGGAAUCCUGCACCUAAGCCUUCGCAGCUCCUUCCCUGCAGCGUAGCUGCCCUUCGGCUGCAGCUUCAGCGCCUUUCAUCCCAGAGCAGCGCAGUGCCACGGGGCCUCCGUCUUGUAAACCGACUGGCCUCUCAGAGCGCCUGGGUCAUUUUAUACGGUCAGAGGCUCAUGUUGUUAAACCCAUUUCGAGUGGAGGAGACCUUGCUGUUUAAGAGACUCCUAGAGAAUAAUAUACUUCCAGCAGUGAGUCUCCAGAACCCUAUACAGUUAACAGAUGGAAGUCUAGGGGGGGCUGAAUAUACUGAGGCUUUGUGCAACAUGGAGAAACAAAGCCCUGAGCUAAACGGAGGGGCCCUCUUCUCUGAUCCCAGGCUUGUGGCUAAUGGGUUUAAAAUCAAACUCACUCCAGGCCUCACGUCAGCAGAGAGACAUCUGGAAGUGACAGCCAUGGCAGACUGCGUGCCUUUCCUCGGUGUGGAGGACCUCAGGGAGAUCCUGACAGCAGUUCUUCACAGGGAGGCCCGGACAGUGCAAGAGUGCCGGCCACUUAAAGUCACAAACUACCUGCAAGGUGAAGCAGUAAGACUUGCUCGUCAGUUACCUACAAAUUUAUCCAGGGAAGAUGUGGAGGAAACCCUUCGACGGAUGGAUCAGCAGCUCGGUGAGAGCAACCAGACCUGCAUCCACGGUCGACCAUUUCUCCAACACCUGUCGGACAUUCCUUCUACAGACCAGGAAGCUAAAGCUCUGCUGAGGCCUUUAGAGCUGUAAGAAGAAGACACCUGAAUCAAAUAAUCACAGCUGUGCAAUAUCUAUGAAACUGCCGCCUCAUUUUAACGCAGCUGGUUAUUCUCAAUGUAAGAUACUCUGUAAAUGAUGUCCAAUUUUGUUACAAACAGAACAUAAAAAUCAAAUAAUUUUUCCUCGUUUUGUGCACUGAUAAAGCAUUUAAGUCA
Messenger RNA from Anoplopoma fimbria (sablefish), 3012 nucleotides. RefSeq names its product PMS1 homolog 1, mismatch repair system component (gene pms1). The transcript has 13 exons. Gene Ontology annotation, molecular function: ATP hydrolysis activity; ATP binding; mismatched DNA binding. Gene Ontology annotation, cellular component: MutLalpha complex. The coding region runs from base 98 to 2827 and encodes 909 amino acids. The record is from RefSeq and is a predicted model, not a curated record. Gene Ontology annotation, biological process: mismatch repair. NCBI's taxonomy places the organism in Eukaryota, Metazoa, Chordata, Actinopteri, Perciformes, Anoplopomatidae.